GGUCGGCCUGAUUCCAAACCACCGGUCUUCGGCUUCUGCAGUCAGUAUCGCCGGUGAGCUGACAGGUGCAAAACCGCCGAGUGCUAACAGUUCUUCGCCGGUCCGCGCGAUGGUCGUGUGUCAGUGCAAGGGGUUGCUGAAACCCCUUCGAAACAUGUGCAAUUUUCCAUUGACUUAUUUUAUUUUGGGAGUAAUUCUCGUGACGAACGGAAUUUCCGCCGAAGAGAAACUCGGAUGCCGCUUUCCCGGCGCCCCGGCGCACUCGUCGGUGGUGUUCUCCGACGAGAACCUCGGCCCCGGAGCCGUGGCCACCUACUCCUGCGAGCGGGGCUUCGAACUCCUGGGGCCCUCCAGACGCGUGUGCGAACACGGGCAGUGGCUGCCCGAAGGAAUCCCGUUUUGUGUUUUGAACGUGGCUGCUGGGAAGGCCCCCAUGCAAGUGAGCACAGAGUCCGGGGGAAUCCCUCAGAAGGCCAUCGAUGGGAGCACAAGCGCGUUUUUCAACGCCGACACCUGCACCCUCACCAAAGCUGAACGCACUCCCUGGUGGUACGUUAACCUCCUGGAGCCCUACAUGGUCCAGUUGGUGAGACUGGAUUUCGGAAAACCCUGCUGCGGAGCGAACAAACCUGCCACAAUCGUCGUCCGCGUGGGCAACAACCGGCCCGACUUGGGCACCAACCCCAUCUGCAACCGCUUCACCGGCUUCCUGGAAGAGGGCCAACCCCUCUUCCUGCCCUGCAACCCCCCCAUGCCGGGCGCCUUCGUCAGCGUGCACCUGGAAGUGCCCGUGGCCAGCCAGCUCUCCAUCUGCGAAGCCUUCGUCUACACCGACCAGGCCCUGCCUAUUGAACGCUGCCCCCAGUUCAGGGACCAGCCCCCGGGCAGCACCGCCACCUACAACGGCAAAUGCUACAUUUUCUACAACCGACAGCCCAUGAAAUUCAGGGACGCUUUGACCUUUUGCAGAAGUCGGGGCGGGACGUUGGUUGACGAAAGCAAUCCGGCUUUGCAAGGGUUCAUCAGUUGGGAGUUGUGGCGGCGGCACAGGAGCGACGCCAGUGGGCAGUACUGGAUGGGGGCGGUCAGGGACAAGCAGCAAGGGGGCUGGCAGUGGCUGAAAGGAGAGGAGGUGACCGUUUCCUUCUGGAACCUCCCGGUUGGAAACGGGGACUGUGCCAGGUAUGACGGCACCAAAGGCUGGCUCUGGUCGGACACCGACUGCAACAUGCAUCUGAACUACAUCUGUCAGCAUCAGCCUAAAGCUUGUGGAAGGCCGGAGCAACCGCCGAAUUCGACCAUGUUGGCCCAGAACUACAACGUGGGCACCACCAUUGAGUACAUCUGUGACGAGGGCCACCUCCUGGUGGGCCCCACGACACGAACAUGUCUCGAUACAGGGUUCUAUAACGAGUUCCCCCCUGUCUGCAAAAGGAUCCAGUGCGGGUACCCUGCUGAUAUAGCCAACGGAGAGUACCUCCUGGUUAAUGACAGUGUCGGUUAUCUGAGCCGAGUUGUGUACACGUGUGAUGAAGGCUAUGAGAUGAUUGGAAGGGCACAGCUUGCCUGCGAUAUUGACGAAAGGUGGAAUGGGCCACCACCACGUUGUGAACCUGUCCAGUGCGAACCGCCCCUUGAGAUUGAAAAUGGGAAAUUUGAAUCGGCGACCAAUGAAACACUUUUCGGUUCGGUUGUUGAGUAUAAGUGCAAAUUUGGGUUUAGGUUGAUAGGGCCGAAGGCGAUCACGUGUUUGGCGAAUGGACAGUAUGAUGCUCUGCCUCCCAAAUGUGAAGCUGAAGUCCUGGCCUCCACCACCUCACCCCCCUCGAUCUCCCGCACCCCCUCGCGAACAACUCCCCGCAUCCGCACGCGCCCCCCGCGACCAUCCCCCACGACCAUCCGCGCCGACACCGACAGCUCCCGCCUCCCGAACAAAACGCGCCCAACAACCACCCCUUCAAGCCGCACGCCCAGCUCUUCCUCCGUGCCCCAGAUCAUCGUCGCCGGCCACCCCCAGGACAACGAGAUCGCCGGCAGCUCCAACAUCCAGCACGGCGAAGUGCCCAACGUGAACAUCCCGCUGUCCGUGGACGGCGAGCGGCGCGAGACCUUCGGCGCCAAACUCAACCUCGGCGCCGUCAUCGCCCUCGGCGCCUUCGGAGGGUUCGUCUUCCUGGCGGCCAUCAUCACCACCAUCGUGAUCUUAGUGCGAAGAAAUCGAAGUGCCAAACAUUACCGUCACCGUGCCUCCCCCGACUGCAACACCGUGGCCUCGUUCGACUCCUCCAGCUCGGAAUCGCGCAACGGCUUGAACCGCUACUACCGCCAAGCUUGGGAAAACCUGCACGAGUCCGCCGGCAGCAAAGCCGGCCUGAAGGCCGCCAGUUCGAACCACUCGCCCCUUAAACGCAAGGAGACGCUCGACGAGCCCUACCGGAACGGCGAGCGCCACCGGGACGGCUCCGAGCUGGUCGUGACCGAAGCUUUCAGCGGCAACAAGGCCGCCGAGAAGAAGCGCCACCACCAUCACCACCACCACCACGACGGGCGCCAGCACAAGGACGGGAGGGAGUGGCGCGACCCCAAGCCGCCCCUGCACCGCGACCAGAAGAGAUAUUGACAACCUUGUAUGAUUAUAACAGUACAAUUGGACGCCUAGGGAAUUUUAAAUUAUUUAUUUAUUGCUAACUGGGAUGUGAAGCGAGCUGAUGGUUUUAACCAAAUGUGGGUUUGGAGAAAGGACUCGUUGGUGGCUAUUUGAGGGUCGCAAGUGGCCUUUGAAUAUUCUUAACUAGUGUAAAUAAUUAGCAGCAGGAGCGCAGAAGGAUGAUGGUUGAAUUCCUUGGCCUUACUUUACGAGUCAAUUGUUUUAGCUUAAAGUUUUAUUUAAAGUAAGGCUAAUGUGAUUCACAGUACAAAAGUGAAGAGCAAUGGACGACUGAUUCGUAUAUCUGUGUAUAAAAAUGUAGUUCUCCCUGAUUUAUGAUUUUAAACUUAGUUUAAGGUAACUUAUUAGGGAAGGUAACCACUUAGUGCCAUUGGAUUAGGCAACUGUAAAAUUCUACGCAAAAACAUACCUAGGACUUUAUGGCAGCAUGAGUAUUUUAUGCAUCAUACCCAAAAAGAUAGCAAUAAGUACCUAUAAUUAGCGUCGUAUGUAAGAUAAAUGUAUCAUGUAAUAUACAAAUUCAAAUAUAAUUUUUCUGAAAAAAAUAGAUAA
Messenger RNA from Tribolium castaneum (red flour beetle), 3220 nucleotides. RefSeq lists its product as uncharacterized. The coding region runs from base 110 to 2620 and encodes 836 amino acids. Lineage: Eukaryota; Metazoa; Arthropoda; Insecta; Coleoptera; Tenebrionidae. The transcript is spliced from 9 exons. The record is from RefSeq and is a predicted model, not a curated record.